AGCGUGUUUUUGAGGGGAAAAAUGUGGGUCACACUUGAUAAGAACGCGCAACAGACAGGCAACAGGCAGACAUGGCACCCGUGUUGGGAUACUGGAAUAUUAGAGGGCUUUGCCAACCCAUCAGGUUGCUGUUGAACUAUGUAGAACAAGAGUAUGAAGAGAAGGUAUACGUGCUUGGUCCAGGUCCUGACUUCAACGAUGAGGACUGGACUGGGGAAAAAUUCAACCUUGGAUUGUCAUUUCCAAACAUCCCCUACUGGAUAGAUGGCGACACUAAGCUGGUGCAAAGCCAUGCUAUCCUCAAAUAUCUGGCCAGGAAGCAUAACCUCUGUCCUACGUCAGAGCCAGACAUGACAAGAUGCGACAUUCUGGAAUACCAACUCCUGGAUUUUUUUACGGACCACGCCCUCGUUUGCUACAGUAGAUUUAAGAAAAUUGACCAUCAUGAAACAAGAAAAGCCGAAUUUUUAGAGAAACUGCCGGACAAGCUGAAGCAGUACUCGGAGUUCUUGGCAGACCGCCCUUGGUUUGCAGGCGACAAGAUCUAUUUCGUGGACUUUCUGGCCUACGAUACUCUGGACAUACAGCGCGUAUUUGCCCCUGGCUGUCUGGACGCCUUCAAGAACCUAACAGACUACAUGGCAAGGUUUGAGGCCCUUCCUUCAAUUCAGAAGUACAUGCAAUCUGACAAGUUUUUGAAGAAACCGAUUUUCAACAAAGUGGCGGACUGGCGCGGUGACUAAUCACAAAUUUUCGACGUCGACUUUUCACAGAUUCCACAUAAAACUUAACGGAACCUUGCUUAAUGGGAGUUACAAAGUGGCAUAGCACUCGCUUUCUCCAUUUACUACACUGAAUCAUAACCAAUGCUUUCGACGUUGUUACUUUUGAAUACAAAUGCACUGUACAUGUAGGUGAGAGCCUCAGUUCAACCGGUCUCAUCAUGUCCAAGUUACGUCACAGGGUCUAAUUCGGACGGCGACCCCUGUUGGAGACAAACAAAUGCUUUAGACCCCUCCCCUCGCACCCUUGCGUUCCAAAUUCAAAUUGUAUAUUUUUAUAUGAAAAUCGACUGUGUAUUAUGCAUGAACAUUUUAACAAAUAUAAAAUUGCACUUUUUUACUUCAUCAAGACUGUCAAAUUUGAUGACGCGUUUGCUGACAGAGCCAGCUCAGUGAAAAUAAAGCUUUUAGAUUAAACUGCACUUGUCGCCAUUAUUA
Molecule: messenger RNA, 1220 nt
Organism: Lingula anatina
Lineage: Eukaryota; Metazoa; Brachiopoda; Lingulata; Lingulida; Lingulidae
Product: glutathione S-transferase B
Biological process (GO): glutathione metabolic process
Molecular function (GO): glutathione transferase activity
Source: RefSeq, a predicted model, not a curated record